CUAUAUCUGAAGGAAAACAUGUUCCUACAUAUUCCUGAAGACGUAUUUUCUACGCAGAUUAAUGGAAAUGUGGAAGAAGCUCUGAAAGUCUUGAAAGUAACUACUGAAAAGCUUGAAAGGAAGUCCCGUCGUUUCAGCAGAGAUCUUUCUUUGGACCCUGAAAACCCUAUAACUCAGGUAUCCAAGACUCCAAGUGACGAAGAAUUUCCUUGGCAAUGGGAUGACAUUUUCCCGGAUGAUGAUAACGUUACGGCCACGAGUACAACUGGAGAAAUUAUUCAGCAAACAGAAGAAGUCUCAAACAAAGCACAGAAUCCAGUAGAUUUGCAAGACGGGAAAGAAGAAAAAACUGUCAAUAUUGAUGGUGAGAACAACGAUAUUGAAACUAACAAUGUUGAAAAAAAUAUCGAAGAUAAGGGAAGUGCUCCCGACUCAGAACCUGACGAUGAAAAAAUUAUUUUUCAACCUGCUGCUGAAGCAGAAGAAAUUGCUGAUGAUAAGGAAAAGAAUAAUUUUGAAGACCUGAACGCGAAAAAUGAUGAAACCGCCAUCGAUGAAAAAGAAGACUUUAAGCUUGUCCUUAAACGUCCUCCUACCUCAUUUAUAAAAUCGAAGUGUCUGGUGAAAGAUGUUGUCAAAUUUAUCGAAGAAAUGAAAAAUAAAAUAUCAGCUGAAGAUCUCGACAUGCGCGUAAUUCCAAGCAAUUCAGCUUGCCGAUUUGAAUUACCAAUUGAUAUGACAAGGCUGAAAGAAGAGAAUCCUCUGUCAUAUCUCACUAAAUACUGUUAUGCCACCGAAACUCGAAAAGCAGUUUACGCUCAGAAGUAUGAAAAGUAUAUAAAAAAAAAGCACAAAGAGUUCCUGACAGUACUGGAUUUGGGAGAAAUAUAUGAAAGUGUGUUCAGUGAGGCAUAUUUGAAAGACGAAAUACUUCACUUGCGCAGAUUGUUAAAUUUGGAUUCCUAUAUUAAACUUGAUAUGGAUAUGUUCAUUAAAUGCUCUUGUUUGAUGGAAAGAAUUAUUUUGAAAAGUCAAAAAUGGAGACCAUUUCUAGAGUAUAAAAAAAAUCUUUUUGAAGUGGUAGACUUUUGUGGCUUGAAGGGAAAGCUUCACGGAAUAGAACUAACUCAAGAAAUGCUCACUCUUCUAGAAUACAUACGGUAUUCCCAAGAAUAGUAAUAAUAAGAAGACAAUAAGUCUGACAUAUUUUUAAAAAUAAUAUUUUGAAGCUCUAAUUUUGUGUACAAAUAUUGCGUUCAUGAUACUAAAUUAUGAAAGUCUAUAUAUAUUAAACGUAUUUAAAAAAGAAAUUUAUUAUUUAAGAAAGUAUUUAAGUAUUUAAGAAAUGCUUGGAAGUACAUCACAUUUUAUAUAACGCUAAAUAACAAUAAAGAAUUGAAUUUUUGUUAUGGUUUUAAAAAUGUUCUUAAAUUCAUAAUUAUUUUUAUCAUAUAUAGACUAGAUACAAUUUGUCAGUAAUAUCAUCGGUGUCUCCUAUUUCCACUUUCAUGCAGCAUUCAACUUAAACGUCAAAUUCGUCUCAUUCUGAAAAUCAAAUUCAGUGAAACCUCAUUUUGCUAUUAAAUUUUAUAAAAUAAAUUAUAGUCAU
This is a messenger RNA of Stegodyphus dumicola, 1609 nucleotides long. RefSeq lists its product as uncharacterized. The record is from RefSeq and is a predicted model, not a curated record. NCBI's taxonomy places the organism in Eukaryota, Metazoa, Arthropoda, Arachnida, Araneae, Eresidae.